GGUUAAAGUGGGCUGGGCUAGGUAUAAAGUAGCCGGAACUGUGCCUGCAGCACCCGCAAGUCUCUCAACACCUUGGCUCCGCCAGAUUCCUUCACUCUGGCAACCGGCGGCGCAGCCAGCAGCUCAGCCAAUCAGCACGCCGCUCGAGCCAUGACAGCCAGAAAGGCACUGAUCAUACUGGCUCAUGCAGAGAAGACGUCCUUCAACUAUGCCAUGAAGGAUGCUGCUGUAGAGACUUUGAAGAGGAAAGGAUGGGAGGUCACUGUGUCGGACCUGUAUGCCAUGAACUUCAAUCCUGUAAUCUCCAGAAAGGACAUCACAGGUAAACUGAAGGACCCUGAGAACUUUCAAUAUACUGCCGAGACUCUCCUAGCUUAUAAAGAAGGCUGUCUGAGCCCAGAUAUUGUGGCUGAACAAAAGAAACUGGAAGCUGCAGACCUUGUGAUUUUUCAGUUCCCACUGCAGUGGUUUGGAGUUCCUGCUAUCCUGAAAGGCUGGUUUGAGCGCGUGCUCGUUGGGGAGUUUGCUUACACAUACAAUGCCAUGUAUGACAAGGGACCUUUCCAGAAUAAGAAGGCAGUACUUUCCAUCACCACUGGUGGCAGCAGCUCCAUGUACUCUCUGCAGGGUAUUCACGGGGACAUGAAUAUCCUUCUCUGGCCAAUUCAGAGUGGAACUUUGCAUUUCUGUGGCUUCCAAGUCUUAGAACCUCAACUGAUAUACGGCAUUGGGCACACUCCCGCAGAUACCCGAAUUCAGAUCCUGAAAGAAUGGAAGAAACGCCUGGAGAAUAUUUGGGAUGAGACUCCACUGUAUUUUGUUCCAAGUAGUUUCUUUGACCUAAAUUUCCAGGCAGGAUUCUUAAUGAAAAAGAAGGUGCAGGAAGAGCAAAAAAACAAGAAAUUUGGCCUUUCUGUGGGCCAUCACUUGGGCAAGUCCAUCCCAACUGACAACCAGAUCAAAGCCAAGGAAUGAUUCACAAGACUUGAUUUCCUUCUAAAAUGUAGCCAAAUUUAGGUUUCUUUUGCAGGUUUGCUUUUGUUUUUGAGAUUUGUGUUUUUCUUUCUUUACAAGGAAUGAAUAGGAGAGACAAUAGACUUUAUUCAUACAUUUUGGUAUAGUUUUAUUAAACAUAGCUGUUUCUUGUAAUUGCUAUUAUGGCAAAAUCUGAUUAGGCUCAAGAGGCCACUUAAGAUGUAAAGCAGGGAAAGGUAUAGAAAGAUGCCAGACAAUAUUCUCUAAGGCCCUCUACACACUUUAAUCCUUCUUUUUAGGGAUAAAUUUUUAGGGCUAAAUCUGGCUCGAAAGCAUCCAACUCUUCGAUGAUCUGUUUUUCUUUUAAUUACCUCUCUGUGGUUUAUGGCAGAAGGGAAUUGCCCAGAGAAAAGAAAUGACGCUACCUGUCUGAUCCAAGGGACUUGUUUAGUAGUGAGUAAUCUAUGCUCGUUUGUGAUAUAUAUUGGUUUUAAUUGCUACUCAGUGACUAAUAUGCCUAAUACGUGUUACUCUUCCUUCAACUUUAUUUUUUGUGUAUAGUAUACAGUAAUACCUUGAAAUAAAAAGCUAAUUGAAGUCUCUUCUUUA
Molecule: messenger RNA, 1584 nt
Organism: Pteropus alecto (black flying fox)
Lineage: Eukaryota; Metazoa; Chordata; Mammalia; Chiroptera; Pteropodidae
Gene: NQO1
Product: NAD(P)H quinone dehydrogenase 1
Exons: 6
Coding region: 151-975 (274 amino acids)
Cellular component (GO): cytosol
Molecular function (GO): NAD(P)H dehydrogenase (quinone) activity
Source: RefSeq, a predicted model, not a curated record